Acinonyx jubatus (cheetah) is the source of this 9163-nucleotide messenger RNA. It is a transcript of the gene DYNC2I1, whose product is annotated as dynein 2 intermediate chain 1. Lineage: Eukaryota; Metazoa; Chordata; Mammalia; Carnivora; Felidae. The record is from RefSeq and is a predicted model, not a curated record. Gene Ontology annotation, biological process: intraciliary transport. Gene Ontology annotation, cellular component: cytoplasmic dynein complex. The transcript is spliced from 25 exons. Gene Ontology annotation, molecular function: dynein light chain binding; dynein heavy chain binding. Bases 130 to 3402 code for a protein of 1090 amino acids.
GAGCGCAAGCACGCUAGGAGCAGGCGCGCGGCAUGCCGGGACAGCGGUCGUUCGGCGCUCGGUUGCUCGCGCCUGCCAGUUGCUAGGAGCCGGGGACGCCGGCCCCGCAGCCGCGGCCUGCGAGCGGCGAUGGAGCCCGGGAAGAGAAGAACGAAAGAUGAUACUUGGAAAGCAGAUGACCUCAGAAAACACCUCUGGGCCGCACACUCAGGUAAUCCCAAGGGAGAUAAGAAGCACAGAGAAAAGAAGCUUCGUAAGGAGUCAGAAGUGGACUUCCCUGAAGACAAAGAGCAAAAGCAUAGGGACCCAGACCGAGACACCAAGCACAGAGAGAGGCCUGCUGAGAGAGACGGUCACGCGUCCAGAGAGAACCCUCGUGGGGACAGAGACCGAGAAAAGCCAAGGGAAAGGAAAAAGGACUCCAGAGACCGGGACAGAGAAAGGCACAAAGAGAAAUACCGAGAGCAGGACGCAGACAAGUCUCACAGUCGAGGAAAAGACAGGGACAAGGACAGAGAGCGCAGAGUGAGGAGGGAGGAGCUGAGGCAGACGGCCCAGCACAACCUGCUGGGCUGGCAGCUCCCGGAGCCGGUGGAGCGCAGGGCGCGGGCAGGCAGCAAAGCAAGAGCGGAAGAGAAGGAGAGGAGAGACGAAGGCUCUGAAUGGGGGGACGAAGAGAGGGAGAGGCGGUACCGCGAAAGAAAGCUGCAGUACGGUGACAGUCAGGACAAUCCUGUUCAGUACUGGCUUUACAAAGAAGGAGGCGAGCGGAGACACAGGAGGCAGAAAGAAGCAGAUCGAGAGCGGAGACAUCGAGAAAAAAGCAGCGUGAGGGAAAAAAGAGACAAGCACUCAAGAGAAAAAAGUAACUCGUUCUCUGACAAGGAAGGGGAAGACAGACACAGAGAGAAGCAUCACAGGGAAGGCGCUCGUCUCGAUGAAGAGAGGCACCCUGGUGACACGGGUAGAAAAGAGAGGUCGUCAAGAGAGGAGCUGAGGAAAAGAGAGUCCAAGGACAGUGAGCACAGAAAUCGGGGUGCAAGUUCAAGGAGAGAUCCGACCAGCAGCCAGGAAGGAUCAUGCGCUCUCUGGUAUGCAGAGAGUUUAGUAAGAAAUAAUGGAAAAGAUAAAGACUCAAGAAAGAAGAGCUGCCGAGAGGGCUCCGCGGUGGGGAAGCAGGCUCUGAGGCCAGGAAGUGCAGAAAUUGCGGAAAUUGAAAAGGAAGACACUGAUAUAGAAAAUGCUGGAACUGAUGAAUAUACACCUUGUUUGGAAGAUGAUUUUGAAGACUACGAAGAUGACUUUGAGGUUUGUGAUGGAGAUGACGAUGUCUCAAAUGAACUGGAACCAAAAGAGAAAAUCGAAGAGCUUCCUCUGGCUAGAAAAAAGGAGAUACAAGAAAUUCAGGAAGCCAUUAAUGCAGAAAACGAAAGGAUUGGCGAGUUGUCCUGCAAACUGUCUCAGAAGCGAGGUCUGACGGAGGAUGCAAACAGUUCCCCUCCCAGAGCCCCUGUUUGUGGAAUUUUCAUGGAUUUUGCGACAGCCUCACGCCGACAGAAGAGUCGGACUCAGGCCCUUAAGCAAAAGGCACGCAGUACAAAACUGCUCCGGCUCAUUGACUUGGAUUUUUCACUCACUUUCUCUCUCUUGGACCUACCACCAGUAAAUGAGUAUGACAUGUAUAUCAGAAACUUCGGGAGAAAAAACACCAAGCAGGCAUAUGUUCAGUACAAUGAAGAUAAUGUUGACAGAGACACCCAGACCGAAGAGGUAGAGACCAAAGGAGUGUGGAGCCAGCACCCGGCAGAGGGCAUGGCCGUGUCAGGGGGGAGUGGCAGUGGAGAUCCCUGUGACACCGGUGCCCCGAAGGUCAACACGCCCAGGCUGUCCCACUUCCUUCGGGCCGCUUGCCAGGUGAUUGCGGUUUUGCUGGAAGAGGACCGUAUGGCAGCGGAGCCCAGCUGGAGCCCCGCAGCACAGGACAGCGCCCUGCGUAUCAGUGACAGCGCCUCCCAGCUGAAUACCAGCCUGCCGUUCCUCCAGAAUCGGAAAGUGUCCUGCUUAUGUGCCUCUCAGGUGCAGAGGCAGACAGUGGUAUCUGUCCACGGGCCGCCUGGAGCAGCAUUUGAUCCCGUGCUGGAUGGCAGAUACGUGCUGUGUGUGUGGGAUAUCUGGCAGCCUUCAGGGCCGCAGAAGGUCCUGAUAUGUGAGUCAGAGGUCACGUGUUGCUGCUUUAGCCCUUUUAAAGCCUUUUUACUGUUUGCCGGAACAGUGCACGGCUCAGUCCUCGUGUGGGACCUACGAGAAGACUCCAGAAUACAUCACUAUGUGAAGCUGGGUGACUGCUUCUGGACGUUCAGGACAGCAACGUUUUCUACUGACGGCCUCCUGACUUCAGUAAACCACCGCGGUCCUGUUCAAGCCGUAGAACCCAUCUCCACGUCUGUCUACAAAAAACAGAGUUUUGUGCUUUCCCCCUUUUCUACCCAAGAAGAAAUGUCAGGUUUGUCGUUCCACGUUGCUUCCCUGGAGGAGAGUGGGGUUCUCAACGUUUGGGUGGUGGUUGAACUACCGAAGGCAGAUCUCGCAGGCUCACUAAGUGACUUAGGUUUAAUACCUGGAGGGAGGAUAAAAUUGGUGCACAGCGCCACGAUUCAGCUGAGCGACAGCCUUUCCCAUAAAGGCUAUGAAUUCUGGGGGGCCGCACAAACCCUCAGUGUGAAGUUUCUUCCUUCAGAUCCUGGUCACUUCAUUGUUGGCACAGACAUGGGUCUUAUAAGUCAUGGCACCAGACAGGACUUGAGAGUAUCUCCCAAAUUGUACAAACCCCAGCAAUGUGGGAUGAGACCAGUCAGAGUGCAUGUGAUGGAUUUUUCACCAUUUGGAGAACCAAUAUUCUUGGCUGGCUGUUCCGACGGAAGCAUCAGGCUGCAUCAGCUGACCAGCGAGCGCCCUCUCCUGCAGUGGGACGGUGGCACCGAUGGCCAUGCCAUCACGGGCCUGCGCUGGUCCUUGACCAGACCUGCCGUGUUUCUGGCCCAGGAUGACACUUCCUGCAUUUAUAUUUGGGACCUCCUGGAAAGUGAUUUGGGUCCUGUGGCCAAACAGCUGAUCUCUCCGGACAACUCUGCCCCACUCCAUGAUAUCAUGUCGGAGGAUGGAGAACCUCGCCAGCAUUUACUGUGUUACUGGAAAAGGAAAACCCCACUGUUGGGAGAAGCCAUGGGAGAUGGAUGUGGAGAAUUCAUCUGCAGAAAUGAAGGUUUGGGGAAGGAGGGGAGCUGCCGCUCCCCGCCCUGCUGCCCUCCAGCCCUCUGGUCCCCGGAGUCACUUUCUUUCUUGAUUCCGGCCCGUUCCUCGUCUCCACGGCCUUGGAGACGUGUUGUUGCAUUUGGCAUCUAGUCUAGUGAAUAUGAUGAGUUCUCAAGUGUGGAAUUAAUGUUUUCCUUCAGGUCAUGGGCCUUUAAACCACAAGGCUCAUAUUCUUGGAAGACUAACAGAAGACAAACUCUGAAAGCAGUUUCAAAAUGGCCUAAAAAUGUCCCAGUGCUAAGUAGUGAAAACAGGUCACUUAAAGGAAAUCACCUUGUGGUUCUGUGGCUCCCUCUGGCCAUGAGCCCCCAAGCUUGGAAGAUGCCUGAGGCAGGGUCACCAUCCAGUGACUUUAAGUCCCCAACUGGUUUUUUCCAGUGUGAUCUCAAUCACAGUUUCAUCUCUGAAUCAGUCCAGGCCCUCGGUUUCCUCCAGCUGAGACCUGCCCAGGACAGCUAACCUGCUGUGGGGACUGGCCCAGGUCAGUAAUCUGCAGUGGGGACCUGCCCAGGUCAGCUAAUCUGGGUGGGGACCUGCCCAGGUCAGCUAAUCUGCAGUGGGGACCUGCCCAGGUCAGUAAUCUGCAGUGGGGACCUGCCCAGGUCAGCUAAUCUGCAGUGGGGACCUGCCCAGGUCAGCUAAUCUGGGUGGGGACCUGCCCAGGUCAGUAAUCUGCAGUGGGGACCUGCCCAGGUCAGUAAUUUGCAGUGGGGACCUGCCCAGGUCAGCUAAUCUGGGUGGGGACCUGCCCAGGUCAGCUAAUCUGCAGUGGGGACCUGCCCAGGUCAGUAAUCUGCAGUGGGGACCUGCCCAGGUCAGCUAAUCUCAGUGAGGAAGGGGUGAAGAUCUGUACUUUAUCUCCUCCCUCUUCUUCUUCCCUGGCUCUGGUUCUUCCAGGACCCAGGUUGGGAAACACGUGGGAAUUUCUGUCCACCAAGAUGUGCUCUCUCAGGUCCAUUGCCUGUGGGAUGCCCUCUUGUCACAGGAAGUGGGCUCAUUCUGUCUCUGUCCCUGUCUCUCCUUCAUGAACCCUCCUGGGCAGUGUCCCCUGAGCUGGCCACACACCCUCAACCCUCCCUUCUCCAGGUGGUCAGCCCGCCCAGCAGAGGCCUUCCAUGGAAGCUCUGGGUCACCCACAGUGGGCCUGGGGGAGGGCUUGGCUGGUGGCAGGUCACUGGGUCACCCUGGUCCCUUUCUUCCUCCAUUAGCCUGAAAGCAGCUAGAAAAAGCUUAAACAGGUGUUGGGCAUGAGCACUGGGUGUUGUAUGUAAGUGAUGAAUCACUAGGUUCUACUCCUGAAACCGAUACUACACGGUGUGACAACAGACCUGAUUAUAAAGACAGAUGUUAAUGGACUUGCUUGCUAGAUGCCCUCUGAUAACUUCCCAGUGCACGAGGGCUAAGACCCGCGUCUCCCGCCGUGACCUGUCCUGCGCUGUGGUCCUGUAUGUCUCCAGGCUAACCACACACCUCCCACAGGCCUCACUCCUGGUACAAGGAUUUCCCCCUUAGAGUAGAAGGGGUGCAGGGGAGGGACAGCCCAUCAAGGCGAUGUGUGGUCUGCAGGCUGGUCCCAGGUCCGGGCUCUUCUGGUUCCUCCCAGCUGGGGAACGGCUGUCCUGCAGAUGCUCAGGGCGAGGGUCCAGGGCUGUCUCUGUAGGACUGGGAGAUUUCAGAUGAGAAUUUUGUCUUCACUCCUUUAUGAGUGCUGGACCCUUGUUCUCUGGCCUCUCUGUGCACAGCGCUGCUGGGACCUCUCCUUCCCACCUGUGGGCCGUUUUAACAUGCCUUACCGACCCUCUUUAUCUCUGUGCUUUAAUCUGGUCAUGUAGUUCUUUACUGACUUGGCAGAUCCCUUUGUAUUUCCAUGGCUAGUUUCUGGACUUUUUGUGUGUCCAGCUGUUGCUUUUAACGGAAACGCUCAUGCUUCUCUGUGGUUAUGUUAUCCUGGGGCACAGUUCAUCCAUUCUGUCUCCAGCCAGAAACAUCUCAGAAAAACAGGACCAUUUCCCUCUUUUUCUUCACACUAUAUUCAAAGAAUCAUCCAACCCUAUUUGAUUAGGCUCAAGUGUGAAGGCUGGAGAAGAGAGGUUUUUUUCCCUAUAAACUCUAAGCUUUUGCUUCAAACCACACAGAAAAGGCCUAAAUUAUACGUUUAACAGUGUUACCCCGGAUGCCGUAGUCCUGACCCAGGCUUGUAUGUCCUGCAGCCCGGUGCGGCUCCAUCACACAGGCACGUGAGUGGCUCUCCUCCAUUCACGUCUGCAGCUAAACCACAAAAGCAGAGCUUAGCCCCCAAGUGUGAUGCAUGCAUAAUUGAUGGGCCUUAAAAUAAAUGGCAGGCCGGCUUUGUCCUAACAAACCAAGCAAUUUCUCCAGGAACAGGUUUGUUUAUGACAGACUGAGAUCCACUGGAAUCGAUGAAAGGGAACCGUGGGCCAGGACCCGUGAGGCUCGCGCUGGAAUUCAGCUCCAGCAGCAUGUCCGGGCCAAGUCAGAGUCCUUUCCUUGCAGAAUCUUGUCAUCACGGGCGCUCUGAGCCCUCAUGGAGGCCGCAUUACAUCAGGUCCCCGCUGCGAGUUGGCCAAGGGAACAGGUGUGGCCUGCCCACAGCAAGACCUGAGCAGUCAUCCACUGACUGAGCCACGGUGCCCACAGCCACUCCAGAGCCAGUCCUGCUCCGGGGAGCAGACAGUUGUGCACACGCAUGUGUGCGUGUGCACACAUGUGAAAUUCUGGGGUUUUCCAAAGUCCUUUGUCUCCUGCCCGUGGACAGAUGCUCCAAUGUGACCACUAAACUAGUUUUUAUGAGCAAGAUUCUCCUAGAUAAUCUGCCGUUGAGGACAUUCGCCAUCUAGACAGCUUUGGGGGAAAGCGACUGACCUUCUCUUCCAGGGUUCAACAACUGCUUUUCUCGUGUUUGAGCCCUGCUUGGUUCUGGUGACUUCCACGUUUCCUUUUGUGUAAAUUUACAGAGGUAGGCGUUGGUGUGCAGCUGUGUGUGCAUCAAAGCCGACUGUUGGGAAGGGCCCAGAGUUUGAGGUUCAUUAUGGAGCCUGACGAGAGCUUCUCACCAGGUGACCCACCGCGUUUCUUUCUGACGUCAGUGGACAACUGCUUCCCCGAAUGUGAGACGCAUCCGUUUCUACGUGGGAAACGGCACCUGGGGUUUAGUGACAUCGCUAGUUUCGGCCUAUUUUCUGUCUUGUUCCAACAUCCCAUUUUUCUGAAUGUGAAGGGCACGAGAUGGCAUUGAGCCAGCACAGGGGUAAGAGUGCGGUCUGCAGUCGGGCACAGCAGGGCCGCAGCCACGCUCUGCCCAAGUCUGGUGGGCAGCGUGGACAAGGCUUGAGCCUCCCCUGCUCCGUGUUGCCGUCUGUGACCGCGAUCCCUCGAGGAAUCGGGUGAUGAGCCACGUCCCUCACGGAAUGCAGGUCAAAUGAGACAGCCCGUGAAGUGUUGAGCACACGAUAAUCACAAACUGAAUAAAUGUGAGGCUCGUUGCGCGUCAUUUCCGAAGAAGGGUUAGACACAUGAUUAACCCUGGCUACAUAUGGUCACUCAACUUGAAAAAAAUAAAGGAGCAAAUCUGUUCGUGCGUUCUGCUCACGGUCAUGCAUAAGAAAUGUACUUAUUAGUCAAAAGGAAUCCCGAGUUUUAGUGUUUCCAUGGCAACAGAACAACAAACACUGACCCAGAAAUAGGAGGAAAGUCAGAAAUAAAAUUGUCCUUUAAAGGCAUCUUUGACUGCCUCGUGCAGAGGCAGGGAGCAAAUGCCACCCUCCCCGUGAGGCUGCCCGCCCACCUGGGCGGCGCGCCUGCCCUCCUUGCUCACCUUCCACCUGCAGUGUCCAUCUCCUUGCACACCUGGAUCAGCACCUGGCACGUAACAGGCGCUCAGUCAAUGAGUGAACGGAGCUGAGGAGGCUUGGCUGUUGGCCUGUGACACUGGUCCUUCGCCAGCCCACCGGAUAUGCUCCGACUUUCCUGCUGGUACCCUGUCACCAAACAUUAGAACAGCAAAAUGUAAGGAAAAAUUAGAAGUGAGAAGUUAUGUUCUUUCAGUGUGACACGGGGGGACAUUUUGUAACUUAACCUCUCUUGGCCCUCUGGAAGCAUCUUGGUAUUUAGUGUAAGGAUAAAGAAUCCAGAUUUUCCCCUAAGUUAAAAUGAUAAAACACACUACUUAGGGUUAAAAAUGUAGCUGUUUUUCCUGAGAGGAAAGCUUGAAUUUCUAGAUCACUUCUGUAUGGGAUUCCUAAAGAAAUCACUCUGUGAAAGUUCGCCGUUUAAUUUUUAGCACAUUUGCAUGGUUCCCGCAGGACAGGACGGUGGGCUAAAGAGAGGCAUUGGUUCGGUGAUGAUGGUGUAGAUCCUCAAGGGGCACCAAGUAGAGGUGGCUGCGUGCCGACACCUGCCCGUCUUCCAGCUGCUGCCCAGGUGUCCCUGCGUCCGGCGUCCCUAGCGAUGCGGUGGUCCUGUUGUGAACAUUCUGUGUGCGAAGAGGUCGGGGCCAGGGACAUGGAGCCUCCCAGAGACGCCCUGAGCAGAUUCCUGCCGCUAACUGCCCAUCUCCCGCCGGAAGCACAGGCGUCUUGGGGGAGGGCUGGCGCCUGACCGGGCUGAUGUCCAGCAGGGCAGGUGUGUGAGGGCAGCCCCUUUGCCGUUCCCUUCACACCUGCAGCGGAGGCGCCUGUCCUCUGCAGGCACGGGGCCGCGGCCGUGGGAAUUGGUGUCAGGAUUGCUUCUUGGGGCUUGUGACUGCACGUCCUGGCUCUCAGUAACCCCACUCGGCACCGCGUGCCAUUCCUUCAUCCUCUGGCACCUUUCCCUCGCGCUCGUAACCAGGUCUGGUGUCGACAACACAGGGCAGAUGCGAGAAUGGUCUGGGGCUUCCUUUUUCUUUCCUUUUCUGUCUUGUUCUGGUUUUAUUUCCCCCAGUCAUUUGGGAAGCGUGUGCUGAUGGAAAGAUAGUGUGAUCUAAGGUGAGGAGGCCAGCGGUGGACCCUCAUGUGGGGGUGAACCACCCUGGAUAGUUGGAAUAUAAUUUGAGUCUGAGCUUUGGACACUCUCCAGAGGUCUGCGGGCUGAUUAAUGUUAUGUUCAUAACUAAAGAACGAUUACGUUUCUUUGGUGUUUGUAAAUGAAUGACAUCUCCAAAUGACAUCUGCCACCAAUAUUACAUGGAACCACCUCUGUGGCCAGGCAGGGUGUGGCGGCCCCUCCCGCCCAGGCUGAAGUGGCUCACAGUCGCCGCUGUGGGGGUAAUGGGCGUAAUGGAAGGGGCCGCCUUCUUGCAGGUGCCCUCCCUCCGCCGGGCACACCGUGCUGUUGGCGUGCCAUGGGUGCCACCUUCCUGUGUGAAGCUUGGGGAGGAAGGAGCUGUGUAUCCUAGCCCAUCUCCCAGGUGCUUUCACUUUUGGAAGGCAUUUUUCUCUGUGUAAAAUUCUAGAUGGAGAUUUUUUUCUUUUAGCACUUUACAGCUGUUACUCUGCCGUCUUCUGAUUUCCACUGUUUCUAAUAAGAAGCAAUUGCUCAUCCCGAUCAUUGUUUCCCUCCCUAUAUUAUGUCUUUUUUUCUCUGGCUAAUUGUAAGAUUUUGUUAUUCCUUGCCUUUUAUUUUAGCAGUUUGGCUAUGAUAUGAGCAGGUGUUUUAUUUUUUAUUGACUUACUCUUGCCUGGUGUCCUUGAUCUUGGCAUUGGUACAUGUGCUCAAAUUUGGAAAUAUUUUGGAUGUUAUUUUGACAGUGAUUCUUUGCUUGUCCAAAAUUAGGUUCCUAAACCUGCGUUCUUCUUAUAAAAUCCAUUUUUAGCAGGCACCCUGGUAAGUCAGUUUACCAGAACCACGCCCA